Molecule: messenger RNA, 1506 nt
Organism: Oikopleura dioica
Lineage: Eukaryota; Metazoa; Chordata; Appendicularia; Copelata; Oikopleuridae
Source: the annotation of a GenBank genome assembly
AUGGACUUAUCCAUUCUCGAGAAGCAACGAUCACUGCAUGAGGAACGUGAGAGGAUCAUCGGCGCGAUGGUCGUCGAGAACCUCGAAAAGAAACAAUCCCACCGGGACCAAGUCAACUCCGAUCAUAGAAUCAAGGUCCUUCUGGACAGAUCCCUCGCCUGCGCCAAGCAGUUGGAAGACGACUACAACGACGAGGACGGCUCUCGAAAGGAGGAAAUGAACAAGAUUGCCGGCCCCAACGAAUUCCCGGAGUUCUACUCCCGUCUCCGUAACAUAAAGGAAUUCCACCGCCUGCGACCCCAAGACGCCGGCAAGCCACUUUGCUUCCAAUAUGAGCAGAUGAACAUCCAAGUCAAGGAAAACGAUAAUCUCCCGAAUAUGGUCGAGUUCUCCGACGAGGAAGGAUACGGACGAUUCCUUGACCUGCACGAGCACUACAAUCGCUACGUCAACAUCAAGGGAAUCAGCAAAAUCGAGUAUCUCGACUACCUCACCAUCUUUGACAAGCUCUUCGACAUCUCCAAGGACAAGAAGAACUCGCUCGCGUACAAGGAUUACGUCAAUAACCUGAUGAGUUAUCUCUACGAAUACGCCGAAAAAGUCAAGCCACUCAUCGACUUCGAACAGGACGUUCUUGAGACCAAAAAGGACUUUGAAGAACAAUGGGCCAAGGGUCAAUUUCCUGGCUGGACUGAAUCGAACACUGCGCUCAAAUCAUCCGGCGCUCCGUUGGAUCUGACGAAUAUCAACUCAGCUGAGGAGCUUGAAAAACUCGGCCUCGAUCGUCUCAAAUCGGCGUUGAUGGCACUUGGGCUCAAGUGCGGUGGAACACUGACUAACCGUGCGGAGAGAUUGUUUUCGACUAAGGGCCUCUCCGAUGAUCAAAUCCCCGCUUCCAUCAAAGCGAAGAAGAGUGGCAAAGGAAAAGAGGCGGCAAGAAAUGGAAAGAAAGAGAUUGCAUUUGUUGAAGCACAGAUUUAUCGUCUCAUUGAAAUCCUCGGGGAGCAACGCGAGAUGACACGCGACAAUGUGGAGCGGAAACAAGCACGAACUGAGGACGAGCGAAUGGAGGACGAGGAAGACGAGGAAUUCGUCGAAGAAGAGGAGGAAGAGGAAGAAGACGACAUCAUUUACAACCCGAAGAACUUGCCACUCGGCUGGGACGGUAAACCAAUUCCGUAUUGGCUCUACAAGCUGCACGGGCUCAACAUCGAUUACAAGUGCCAGAUCUGCGGAAACCAAACUUACCGAGGGCCUAAAGCUUUCCAGCGCCAUUUCAGCGAGUGGCGACACGCGCACGGUAUGCGCUGUUUAGGAAUCCCAAACACUGCCCACUUCGCCAACGUCACCGAGAUCGAAGACGCCCUCGCGCUCUGGGCCAAGCUCAAGGAACAAAAAGCGUCGGAAAAGUUCAACCCGCACAUGGACGAAGAAUUCGAGGACUCGCUGGGCAACGUUGUCAAUCGAAAGACAUACGACGACAUGCGACGCCAAGGAAUCUUGUAA